Molecule: messenger RNA, 1156 nt
Organism: Brienomyrus brachyistius
Lineage: Eukaryota; Metazoa; Chordata; Actinopteri; Osteoglossiformes; Mormyridae
Product: testican-3-like
Exons: 7
Coding region: 83-667 (194 amino acids)
Biological process (GO): immune response; cell-matrix adhesion; intracellular protein transport
Cellular component (GO): basement membrane; membrane
Molecular function (GO): MHC class II protein binding; macrophage migration inhibitory factor binding
Source: RefSeq, a predicted model, not a curated record
ACGAGCCCAUUUAAGCCCCGCGGCCGAGGCAGAAGCCUUACAGUUUCCGCACCGAAGCGAAGCGAAGGAGACGAAACGGACGAUGGCUGAGUCUCACAACGAGCCGCUCAUCCCGAAUCCCGGGGAGCAAACUAUCAUCAGCAUGCGCGACCCCGAGAGAGAUUCCAACCGGAAGGCAUUCAAGGUAGCGGGUUUCACCGUGCUGGCCUGCCUGCUCGUCGCCGGCCAGGCGCUCACCGCUUACUUCGUCCUGAGCCAGAAGAGCAAGCUGGGCGACAUCGAGCAGAGCAACGAGUCCCUGAGGAAGCAGCUGCUUCACCAGACUGGAGGAUCUUCCGGAACCAAGAUGAUCAAUGUUCCCAUUCACAGCAUGCCCGCGAUGGUGUAUGACUUGAAGCCGGACAGCGACAAAGGCCCUUCCCCCAUUCCCAUGACAGGAUUCAAGUGUAAGAACGGCUCCUCCAAGCUGCCGGGUUUCCAGCCUGUUUGCGAUGAAGAGGGUAACUAUCGGCCCAUGCAGUGCUGGAAGGGCUCCUGCUGGUGCGUGGACAGCAAUGGGACUGAAAUUCCCAACUCUUACAGGCCGGGGAGAGCGCAGUGUGGAGAAGUGCAAGGCCUCCGCGAUGUAAGGGACACGUACAGCAUGGAAGAAUUGUCUGAUCAGUAAAAAUUGCCAAGCAGUGACAGCCAGAAGCAAACCGCUGUUAUCAUCUGCAGAUAAGAAAUCUUUAUCCCGAAGCAAAACGUAAUCAGCUGAGAUCAGCGCUUUAAGCAUGUAUGACUCUCCCCAAAAUCUUUCCGGUGGAAGACAUUUUCGAGUUUCUGCAAGAGUACUAACUUCUAUUUGAUAGACUUUAAUUAAAAGCUGACAAAACGUUUUUGGAAACUGGUACAGCAUUGUUGAAUUAGUCAGUGCAGGUAAUAUUUUGCACGUGGCUGAGGCCGAGAGCCUUGGUUCUUUAUUCCACAUUCCAUCCAAAAAUUUAUCAGGCUUUUAUCUUCUAUUUUUUUAACGAUAACUGUUUAAUGCACUUUCUGAGGCCUUAGUUCUAUCGUGUGGAACAGAAUGAGAGGAUUAUCAAUGAUUUGGAAAAAACUGUAAGUGUGAAAAGCCUUGUAAUGAAAUAAACUUCUAAGCUUUUUCUAACAGAGUAAA